Anneissia japonica is the source of this 3219-nucleotide messenger RNA. Its product is annotated as myopalladin-like. Lineage: Eukaryota; Metazoa; Echinodermata; Crinoidea; Comatulida; Comatulidae. The annotation marks the transcript as partial. The transcript is spliced from 16 exons. The record is from RefSeq and is a predicted model, not a curated record.
AUACAUUAUUUUGUAAAAUUUAUCUAUACCUCAGGCGAUCCGGAACCGACCGUGACUUGGUUCCGUGACAAUAUUGAUGUGUCCAAAUGUCCUGAUUAUGACAUCACAAUCAAAGAUGGUGUAUGUUGUUUAAAAAUUGAGGAAGCUUUUCCCGAGGAUGCUGGCAAGUUUAAAGUGGUGGCUGAGAAUGCCAUUGGAAAAGCAUCAUCGACUGCCAACCUGCUGGUUGAAGAAUUGAAAGAGGCACCAGAAUUCAAAAAACGACUAGAUAACUAUGAGGUAAAUGAGGGUGAUCGUGUUGAGAUGGAAACAAUUAUUAGGGGAUAUCCACGACCAAUGGUUCGAUGGUACCACAAUGGUGAGGAGAUCAAGUCCUCAAUUGACAUCAAUAUAACACAAACUGGAAACACAAACAAACUCACAAUCCCUGAAGUGUUUGAAGAGGAUGCAGGCGAGUAUAUUUGUAAAGCAGAAAAUGCUGCUGGAGUGGCCCAAUCCAUCGCUGAACUUACAGUUAAACGAGUAGUAAUUGAGAAACCAACAGUUGCUGUAGACUCCAAGCAAGAUGAAGGAGCAGCAACAGAUAGGUCAGUUAUACAAAAACCGACACCAGGCAAAGUGGAUAGAGUACAGCCACCAAAACCUAAAGUUUCACCGCCAGUCUCAUCAAAUUUAGCAUUGUCUGCUACAUCUCAAACUGCUCCAGCAUCUGAUGUAUCAGCAUCCUCAAAACUAAAGCCUCAAGGCUCACCCAAUUUACCACCACCUAAGUGGACUCCCCCAGUUCCACCAAGUGUAAAAUCACCUAAAAAGACUCCCCCAGCUCCAACAAAUGUUUCACCACCUAAAGUGACACCGUCAGCUCCGCACAACGUAGCAUCACCCAAGAAAAUACCCUCAGCUCCAUCAGCUAAAAACAUGCCCCCAACAUUUACAAAGCUUUUACAUGAUGUCACUUGUGACGAAGGCAGUCAGGCAGAACUGACAUGUCACGUUACAGGAAGACCCGAGCCAGAAGUGAAAUGGAGACGUGAAGGAGAACGAAUAGAACCAUCAUUAGAUUUUGAAAUCUUUUACAAGGAUGGUGAUGCCACUCUCACAAUACCUGAAGUAUUUGUUGAUGAUGCUGGCAGAUUUACCUGCUCGGCAUCAAACACAGAAGGUGAAAGGUCAACAUCAUGUAUUUUAACAGUAAAAGCUGCGGACAUACCAGAAAUGAAGGGUAUGAAGAUAAAACCAACAUAUGAUGCUAUAAGGCAUCCAGACCACCAUAAUUUACUUGCCCCAUGUUUCACCAAACCACUUCAGCCUGUGAAGCUUGUGGAAGGUAUGAGGGCUCGAUUUGAAUGCCAAGUUGAGGGCUACCCAGUUCCAGAAAUAGUUUGGCUCAUGAAAGGCCUACCAAUUGCUCAUGGAUACAGAUUCAUAAUGAAACACAAUGAGCAGUCUGGACAGUGUAGCCUAGAGAUUACAAUGGCCCUUAGAGAUGACAUUGGUGAAUUUACUUGUAUUGCAAAAAACCAGGCUGGACAAACAACUACCACUUCACCACUUCUUCCUGAAGUGGCCUACAAUCGUUGGUUCAAAGAACAAGAACUUGAACGAGAGAGAAAAGAACGAGAGGAACAGCGAUUAGCACAUGCCCUUGAGAUGGAAAAGCAAAAAUAUAUGGCCACCCAACCACAAACUGAUCACACUUUUGUUGCCUCAGAACCAGAGGUACCAGUAAACCCAUUUCAGAAACGUCUCAUGUCAGAGGUAGCAUUCAGGGAACGUAGCUCGAGCCAAGACCGUAUAAUAGUACAUGAUAAAGACCAGGGAGUGAAAUUGUCGCCAUUUGAAAGGCGCCUAAUGACCGAAGUGUCAUACAGAGAACGUGUUACAGGCGACCACGAUUUAGAGCGUGCUCACAUAGCAGUUGAUAAGGAAUACAUGGUUUCCCCUUUUGAAGUCCGACUUGCUAAAGAGAUAUCGUUUCGUGAUCAUAGCUUGGGUGUGGACACUGCAGAUCACCCUGCUGCAGCCCCAGUGGCUUUUGAUAUUGAAGCAUUUGAGGCUGAACUUCUCAACGGAUCAAAGUUUGGUAUUAAGGAUGGUAACAUAACAGAGACGGAUACAGAGACAGAGUUCACAGAAUCAGAAUUAGAGACUGACACCGACAGAAUUUCUGCUCCGAGAUUUGUGAAGGAAAUGAAGAACAUCCAGCUAAUGGAAGGCUCACCAGUAACUCUUAGCUGCAGGGUCAGUGGUCGACCCAGACCAAUGAUUCAGUGGUUUAAAGAUGGUUAUAUUGUGAGAAAAUCACAGAGGUUGGAGUUACGUCAAACAGAAGGGUUCUGCUCACUAAGAAUCAACAUGGCUCUUCCCAGCGACUCGGGACACUACACAGUGCUUGCUACCAACACUGCUGGAAAAGCUGUCUGCUCCUCACGGUUGCUUGUCAAAGGGUCAAAGGGUGAUGAUAGUCCCCAACAUAUGAAAGGCAUUAUGGGAGCAAGAGUUAAGAUGGAAAGUCAAGAAUACAACAUGCCAGACAGAGCAUUUAUAGAGGGUGAAGUAAAGGAGAAGUAUUACAGACCAGCAUUCAAGGAGAUUCCCCAGGAUUUGAUAGUAGUUGAAGGCAAGGUUGCUAGAUUCAACUGUAAAGUGACCGGUCGCCCACCACCAGAUUUUGAAUGGCUACUCAAUGGACAACCAGUACGAUUAGACAGAAACCAUCAGGUAAUAAUUAAUGAAGGUGGCAUCAACUCUCUUGUGAUUUACUAUACCGCUCCUGCUGAUGCUGGAGUUUAUACCUGCACUGCCAAGAAUCGUGCAGGCCAGAACCAAUUCAGUGUUAACUUGAAUGUUGAAGCCAAAGCAAGAAUGGUUGCACCAUCUUUUAUAGAUCGUAUCCAGAACGUAGCAGUCAAAGUAAAUGAACCGGUGACGAUGCAAUGUAAAGUGACAGGUACACCAGUACCAACCGUUUCUUGGCAAAAAGAUGGCCAUUUUAUCCAUCCCACAGAUACACACUACAUUACAGAAGUUAAAGAUGGCGUUUGCACCUUGCAUAUUGAUGCAGUGCAACGAUGGGAUUCAGCAUGGUAUAGCUGUACGGUGCUUAACUCAGCAGGUAGAACAUCAUGCAGAGCUAAGCUGAUUGUCCAUGUUGAUAAACGUCCCUCUUCUGAGCCCAGGCAGUUGAUCAUUCCAAAGAGAUCACCUGCUUUACCGUGA